Messenger RNA from Osmerus eperlanus (European smelt), 4729 nucleotides. It is a transcript of the gene sytl3, whose product is annotated as synaptotagmin-like 3. The transcript has 15 exons. The coding region runs from base 335 to 2098 and encodes 587 amino acids. Gene Ontology annotation, biological process: exocytosis; intracellular protein transport. The record is from RefSeq and is a predicted model, not a curated record. Gene Ontology annotation, cellular component: exocytic vesicle; plasma membrane. Gene Ontology annotation, molecular function: small GTPase binding; neurexin family protein binding. Lineage: Eukaryota; Metazoa; Chordata; Actinopteri; Osmeriformes; Osmeridae.
AGAACACAACAGUUCUCCAGUGACCAAACGCCGGUCUUCUCUGGUCACAGGAAACAUCACCUCAGGGCUUUCACAGGAGAGGAGAGGAUCUCUAUGGAAACCAAGUCGGCCUCUUGAACAGCUCUUUUUGAACAGCUCCGUCCAGGAAGAAACAUCCGGAGUAAUCGAUAUCCGGUUGCGGCGGUACUGUGAGGAUAGGGACCUGGAGUAUGGGAUAUUGAUCCCAGUUGCAGUCUGCUUUGACUGAAGACUCUGACGACAGUCCUCUUCUAGAAGGAUUUUGUAUCACAGAUACAAAAGAGGGCAGAAGAAGACAACAGGAUAAAUAUUAUCUAUGAGAGAGAAAGAGAGAGACACACCAAUGGAUCUGAGCGUGCUCCAAGCCCUGGAGAGAGAAAAGGUUCUGGAGGUUCUUCAGAGGGACAAACUUCUGCGGAGCAGAGAGGAGGAAAGAAUCAGGAGACUGAAGUCAGAGCUCCAGGAGAUCAAAAGGAAGGGUGCCAAGAGCUUCUCCAGGCAGUACAGCGAGAAGACCUGCGCCCGCUGCCAAAGGCCCCUGGGAAAGUUCUGGAACUCAGGCUCUGUGUGCCGAGGCUGCAGCCACCGGAUCUGCAGCAAGUGCCGCGUGGGCGAGUCGGCCAUGGAUUGGAAGUGUACCGUCUGCCACGCCUACAGGGAAGUCAAGAUAAGGUCUGGUGAGUGGUUCUUGGAGGAGAGGGCAAAGAAAUAUCCAGCUGAACCAGAUAGACAUGAGACUGUUGGGGAGAAACUACUCAAGUCUUAUCAAAGGUUGAGUCAUAUUUCAGUUGUGCCACCAACCCCUCCACCCUAUUAUGACGGUCCAUCUUUUAGCAGAUAUGGGACGCUGAAGAACUCUAAACCCUUCACCAAGUCUGUGGAAGACCUGAUGGCUUCCUUCACGAGCCAUAUCAAAAAGAUCUCCAAGUCUCAAACUGAUGUGCGAGACUCGGGGCUCCAGGACCUUCUCACGGUGACCAGCCGGCGCCAGAGCUUCUCUGACACAGACAUCAACAAAACCAACAAAUUAACCAAAGGCCCCAGUCUGCCCAGCCUGUUCAAGAAGAACAAGGACAGUGACCUGUCAGGGCCAGAGGAGGACACGUCCCUGGGGUCAGAAUACUCAGGCCAGAAAAGAGGAAGCACCAGCCGCACCAGCACAGACUGCAGUCUGUUUGAACAUGUCCAUGUGACUGGAGACUUGGAGCUCGCCAUCGCUUUCAACGACAUCACUUCCUGCCUAGAGAUUACCGUGAGAGCAUGUAGAAACCUGACCUUCGGGGAUAUCAAGAGAAAGAAGUGUCAUCCGUAUGUCAAGAUCUACCUGUUACCUGACAAAUCUCAGAGUAGUAAGAUGAAGACAACCAUCAAGAGGAACACCACAGAUCCUGUCUAUGAUGAAGUUUUGCAGUGCCAGAUAGAGCGCCCCCAGUUGUCUGGGAGGACACUGCAGGCAUCUGUGUGGCACUCGGGUACUCUGAAGAAGGUGUUUCUGGGAGAGGUCCUGAUCCCUCUGGAGGGCUGGAUGUUUCAGGACAGGGCUCAUUCGAGCUCUGUCUGCUACCCCUUGUGCCCCAAGGUAAAGGGUUCAGAAGGCGGCGUCCUAGAGCAGAGCCGGAGAGAAAUCCUUGUCCGAAUCAAGUUCAGUUCCUUGUCCCAGCCUUCCUGGGUUUGCAAAACAGAUGAGGUUCAGAUUGGACUACAUGAUGAUGGUCAACUGACUGUUCUCAUCACCGGUGCCAAAAACCUACCCACAAAAACAAACAGUAGCCAGAACACCUAUGUGAAAGGGUGCCUGGCCAUCCCCAGGUCCAGUGCCCUGCUCCAGAGGACACAUGUCAUGAAGGUGAAGCCCAGAGCAGGGUGGUCUCAUCAGCUGGUCUUCAGCCGAGUCACGCCCUCUGACCUCCUGGACUCCACCUUGCACAUGGAACUCUGGGACCAAUCCCCCUUCAGCCUCCCAGACCGCCCCAUGGGCGUGGUCAGAAUGGAGCCAGGGUGGCCAUGGCAACUGGCAUUGCAAAUGCCCAACAUGUGGCAUGACUUCCGUCUGCCCGUCCAAGUCAACAUCAACGUCUAGCAGAACACGGCGAUGUCAGAGUCUACGGACGCACAAGCCCUGGGGGGUGCUCCAUCAACGUCGAUUAAGGAAAAGCAAGACUUAUUUCGCCAAGUCUCGCUUACUUCAGUGAGAGUUCCGUUCCAUUAAAGGUGGCUGCUCGCUAGAGCCUGCUCCGUGUCAGGCUAAAAGUCGGGCUAAACCAAGAUGUGUUGCAAAUAAUCUCAAACAGGCAGAAACACAAUGACAAAACACAAACACAAAAGACAGUUCCGUCGAGUAAAUUCCUGCGCGCAAAGUACUUUGUCGGAAACAUAAGUGGAGACUUUUUGAAGUGCAGACAUGAAUUUACGUGUUUACUUCAUCUCCAAAGAAAGUAUUAAUUUAAAUAAACAAGUUAAGAAAUAAUGUCACUUUAACUGUUUCAAAAGCCAUUGGUUAAUUGACAUAAAAUAAGGUCUUAGAAACUAAGCAGAGCGUCUAGACAAGUUACAAUCAAUUAUGGCGUAUCCGUUCUUUGACAACCCUGUGGAUGAAGGUGCUCAGAUUAUAGAAAGAGCGUUUAUCACACCAGCCCCAAGGGUGUUCAGAGACAGAAGUAAUGCUUCCCUGACCAGUAUAUGUGGAAGAGGUAUAGGUUCAGCAGGCCCAGCAUAGUUUAUCUUGAUAGAUUUUAUUGUCAGUCUUAAAAAAUAUAUAUAGAAAAACACUUAAAGAUGGCAAUUAACACAUAAGAGCAGCCUACCAUCCUUCGUAGAAAGUAGUAGAAAGGAGAGUAGUAGACUAUAGUAGUAGAGGGUAGUAGACUGCAGUCUAUGUAGGUAGGCCUAGACCAUGUAGUCUGCUGGAAUCACACACAAGGAAGCAAACUCACUGUAGCCAAGCCUUGACCACUGUUCAGUCUGUCUGCAUCUUUGUGUGUCUUUGCAUGUGGGACAUUCUUGAACAGGGUUGGUGACUUAAAAAGGUUUAGCAAAGGCAACUAUGCCAGGAAAUAUGAAGGGUAUACCUUGCUCCAAAGCAGUACCUGAAUAUUAUCAUCAGUUUUCCAGGUAAUCUUGAAACACAAUCUUGAAUCAAGGAGACUUUUUAUUCAAUUGUAUAAAGUAUUUCAUUGUUUAAAGUAGCCUAUAUGUUGACCAGCCUCUAUAUUACUUCAUCAUCUCCUUCUGGCUUCCCCAAUAUUAUAGGUGCAAUAUACUGUCCCGAUGGGUGUAUCCAGGCUCACCAGAAGCUUCAGGGGGUGACUGCCUGGUGCCCCCAGGGUUGAAAAAGCGUUUCUAAAAUGCCCUCUAGAGUGGCAAAAAUUAGACCAAGUGCCCUUCUGUCUGCCAUUCACAUUGUGAAAUAUGCUUGAGUGCAAGGGCGUAGGGCGUAGGUUUGCAUAAGGUCCAUAGGGACUAGUCACAACCAAAGUUUGGGGAAGACACAAUUGUCCCCACCAAUAUUUUGUUAAUUUUCGAAGAAAAUAUUUUUCUCAAUAUAUUUGCAAAACUCAUUCCUAUUAUUAUCUGUAUUAUGUUUGUCGCCCAGAAAAGGGAAAAAUACAUUUCCAAGUUAACCAAUACGCCCUCGAGCCUGCGAGACAAGAUGAUGACAGUUUUUUUCAAAUGCUUACACAAUUAUUAUUAUUUCUUUUCAAAACUUAACACACAAAUCCAACAACUGCACACACAAAAUGCAAAAAAACUCGCUUCUCUUGCAAAAUGAAGCACUGCAUUCAAAAUAUCACAAGCACGUCUCAAAAUCACACAUUUGUCUCAUGUUGCAAACACUUUUGCCAUUAUAUUACAUUUUUGGAUAUAUCAUAUACACACAGUUAUUCAAAAUCUAAAGCUCUUCUUUCAUGAGCUCCUUUGUACAUUUCUGUACAAGAUUGAAAGUAAAUUGCAGAAAUUAUGAAAAAUUCAUGGUAAACAUGAAAACAAACUUAUUUUUUUACUAUAAGCAUUUGCGGUUGUGAAUACAGUAUUACACAGUACAAAAGAAAGAGUGUAGUAGGACAGUAAUAUAUACUAUUAUCUACAAUAUCGUCAGAAUGUCUUCUUACAGUCACUGUACUGUUGCACGGUAUGAUACAGCAAUCCACCAAACUGUGACCAAUCAUGCAGUGCACUGCAGUUAAUGGAUGCAUGGGUGCUAAAAUAUAUGUUUGUGUAUAGUAUACAGUGUGUUGUGCUGAAACAGCUAUUAUGUGUAAAUUUCUCGUGUUUGAAAAAGGAAAUCAAGAUGCUUCCUGUUAAAAUGUUGUGUUUGAAAAAGGAAAUCAAGAUGCUUCCUGUUAGAAUUUUGUGUGUUACGUGGAGAAUUGUGUGUUGUGUUUUGCAAAAAGUGUUUUAUGAAAUUGAAAACUGAGUCAAAGGCCAAAAUGUGCGUAUGGUUUUGCAGAUUUGAGGUGUGGUUCUGGUGUUUGAGUGUCAGGUUUCAGAAAUUGUGUGAAAAGUAAGAAAUUUGUGUAUAAGCAUUUGAAAAAAACUGUAAUAGGUUGAAGUGGGAGAUGUCAAACACUUCGUGAAUCGUGACUUGCAGAAAGAGAGCUGGCAUUAGUCUGACACGGCAAGCUACUAAAUACGCCAGGAAAUAAAAGCCUCAUAUUAGUAUUUCGUUUGGUCUCAGCAUUGAUAUUUUUUUACCCUUUUGUGUUUCGUAGAU